Molecule: messenger RNA, 572 nt
Organism: Podarcis muralis (Common wall lizard)
Lineage: Eukaryota; Metazoa; Chordata; Lepidosauria; Squamata; Lacertidae
Source: RefSeq, a predicted model, not a curated record
CUGAUGUUAAUUCUUCAAAAUCAGUCACCAGUGAUGCACCCUAUGUUAUAAAAGUGGAACCCAGUGACAAUGGACCACUCUUUACAGAACUGAGUUUCUACACGCGGACAGCUAAACCUGACCUAAUUAAGAAAUGGAUUUCUUCUCACAAGCUGAAAUACUUAGGUGUACCCAAGUACUGGGGUUCUGGCUUGCAUCAAAAGAAUGGCAAAAGCUACAGAUUUAUGGUAAUGGACAGAUUUGGGAAAGAUCUCCAGAAGAUUUUUGAAGAGAGAGGAAAGCACUUUACCCGCAAAACAGUACUACUGUUGGGCUUGAGAAUACUUGAUGUUUUAGAAUACAUUCAUGAACAUGAAUAUGUGCAUGGAGACAUCAAGGCCUCAAAUCUUCUCCUGGGCUACAAGGUUCCACAUCAGGUGUACUUGGUGGAUUAUGGCCUCGCCUAUCGAUACUGUCCGGAAGGUAACCACAAAGAUUAUAAAGAGAAUCCCAAGAGGGUCCAUGAUGGAACUCUUGAAUUUACUAGUAUUGAUGCUCACAAGGGGGUGGGUAAGUAGUUUUGCUUUGCUUCU